CCGGAAGUGACGCGCCCGGGGUUUGUUGACAGCGGAGGCGGCGGCGGCUGCAGGCUGCGAGCCGUAGGAGCCGGAUCGGGGGAGGGGCCGGGCCCGGGAGCCAGCACCCGGUGGCCCUCAGCCCGACGGGCAAGGUAACGGCCACGGGGUCGCCGCCGUGACCCCCUCCCGCCUGGGGCUCCAGCCCCCGGGAUCCCAGGCUCCGCCCCGCCGACCCCAGUGCUAACCCGGACCCCGGCCGUAGCCUGACGAGAUCCCCGAGCUGAGACGCUCUGGCCCCGGGCUCUCCCGGGCCCCCUCCUGCGCCCCUCCUCGCCCAGGAAGCAUCUCGGCCGCUUCGCGACGCUGAGGGCAGGCCCCAUCCCAGGGCCGCGGUCCUGCCAAUGAUCCUGUGAGUCCAGGGAGUCACUGUUGCCCCUGGGGGCCUUGACCUGGAGAGGCCCAGCCGCCUGCCCCCAGCAUGGCGUCUGACACGCCCGAGUCGCUCAUGGCCCUCUGUACCGACCUCUGCCUGCGCAACCUGGACGGCACCCUGGGCUACCUGCUGGACAAGGAGACCUUGCGCCUACACCCUGACGUCUUCCUGCCCAGCGAGAUCUGUGACCGGCUUGUCAAUGAGUACGUGGAGCUGGUCAACGCCGCCUGCAACUUCGAGCCCCACGAGAGCUUCUUCAGCCUCUUCUCCGACCCCCGCAGCACCCGGCUCACCCGCAUCCACCUCCGCGAGGACCUGGUGCAGGACCAGGACCUGGAAGCCAUCCGCAAGCAGGACCUGGUGGAGCUGUACCUGACCAACUGCGAGAAGCUGUCGGCCAAGAGCCUGCAGACGCUGCGCAGCUUCAGCCACACCCUGGUGUCCCUGAGCCUCUUCGGCUGCGCGAACAUUUUCUACGAGGAGGAGAACCCGGGGGGCUGCGAGGACGAGUGCCUCGUGAACCCCACCUGCCAGGUGCUGGUCAAGGACUUCACCUUCGAGGGCUUCAGCCGCCUGCGCUUCCUCAACCUGGGCCGCAUGAUCGACGGGGUCCCCGUGGAGUCCUGCUGCGGCCCGCUCAGCUCGCUGGCCGCCCUGGACCUCUCGGGCAUCCAGACGAGCGACGCCGCCUUCCUGACCCAGUGGAAGGACAGCCUGGUGUCCCUCGUGCUCUACAACAUGGACCUGUCGGACGACCACAUCCGGGUCAUCGUCCAGCUGCACAAGCUGCGACACCUGGACAUCUCCCGAGACCGCCUCUCCAGCUACUACAAGUUCAAGCUGACUCGGAAGGUGCUGAGUCUCUUUGUGCAGAAGCUGGGGAACCUGAUGUCCCUGGACAUCUCUGGCCACAUGAUCCUGGAGAACUGCAGCAUCUCCAAGAUGGACGAGGAGGCCGGGCAGACCAGCGUCGAGCCGUCCAAGAGCAGCAUCACGCCGUUCCGGGCCCUGAAGAGGCCGCUGCAGUUCCUCGGGCUCUUCGAGACCUCCCUCUGCCGCCUCACGCACAUUCCCGCCUAUAAGGUGAGCGGGGACAAAAACGAGGAGCAGGUGCUGAACGCCAUCGAGGCCUACACGGAGCACCGGCCCGAGAUCACGUCGCGGGCCAUCAAUCUGCUCUUCGACAUCGCGCGGAUCGAGCGCUGCAACCAGCUCCUGCGGGCCCUAAAGCUGGUCAUCACAGCCCUCAAGUGCCACAAGUAUGACAAGAACAUCCAGGUGACAGGCAGCGCCGCCCUCUUCUACCUGACCAACUCCGAGUACCGCGCCGAGCAGAGCGUCCGGCUGCGCCGGCAGGUCAUCCAGGUGGUGCUGAAUGGCAUGGAGUCCUACCAGGAGGUGACGGUGCAGAGGAACUGCUGCCUCACCCUGUGCAACUUCAGCAUCCCCGAGGAGCUGGAGUUCCAGUACCGCCGCGUCAACGAGCUGCUGCUCGGCAUCCUCAGCCCCAGCCGCCAGGACGAGUCCAUCCAGCGCAUCGCCGUGCACCUGUGCAACGCCCUGGUGUGCCAGGUGGACAACGACCACAAGGAGGCCGUGGGCAAGAUGGGCUUCGUGGUGACCAUGCUGAAGCUGAUCCAGAAGAAGCUGCUGGACAAGAUCUGUGACCAGGUGAUGGAGUUCUCCUGGAGUGCCCUGUGGAACAUCACGGACGAGACGCCCGACAACUGUGAGAUGUUCCUCAACUUCAACGGCAUGCGGCUCUUCCUCGACUGCUUGAAGGAAUUCCCAGAGAAGCAGGAGCUGCAUCGGAACAUGCUGGGGCCUGGGAACGUGGCAGAGGUGAAGGAGCUGCGGCCGCAGCUGAUGACGUCCCAGUUCAUCAGUGUCUUCAGCAACCUGCUGGAGAGCAAGGCUGAUGGCAUCGAGGUCUCCUACAAUGCCUGCGGCGUCCUCUCCACCAUGUUCGACGGGCCCGAGGCCUGGGUCUGUGAACCCCGGCGGGCGGAGGUGGAGGAGCGCAUGUGGGCAGCCAUCCAGAGCUGGGACAUAAACUCACGGAGGAACAUCAACUACAGGUGCGCGGCGGGCGGGCGCUGCAGGGGCGCGCCCCUCGAGGCCUCUGCUGGGUUUCCGUUCUCAGCCAUGGAG
Messenger RNA from Oryctolagus cuniculus (rabbit), 2566 nucleotides. The record is from RefSeq and is a predicted model, not a curated record. NCBI's taxonomy places the organism in Eukaryota, Metazoa, Chordata, Mammalia, Lagomorpha, Leporidae.